AUGAUCAAGCGCCACAAUAAAGUGACUUUACCACCAGGUUACAGUCAAUUGCAUUGGAUGCGACUGUGUCAAUCAGGUCAAGAUUUAUCUGGUUUAGGUACUACUUUUCCUCGUCGAGCUAUUUUAAUGCAAGAAGUAGCUUGUCAUAAUACUCAAGAUGAUUGCUGGAGUGUCCUGAAUGGUAAAGUAUACAAUAUGACGUCAUAUCUUCAAUUUCAUCCAGGUGGUAUUGCAGAUUUAAUGUUAUCGGCUGGAGGAGAUUGUACCGAUCUCUUUAAUGAGAAACAUCCAUGGGUCAAUGGACAUGGAAUGCUGGAAAAGUGUUAUAUUGGUGAGCUGGACAUGGACUCGAUCAUGACCAAAUCAGAUACAAAAAUGGAUGAGUUUGCGUUACACAAGACCCAGUGGCGAUCAUUUCCACUCGUCUUCAAGCAGACAGUGAGUCAUGAGACGGUCAAGUUGACAUUCAAGUUGCCUAGCAAUAAAUUACUGGGACUGGAGAUACCAGGACAGCAUUUAAAAGUGCGAGCUAAGAUCAAGGAUCAGACGAUCGAGAGAGCGUAUACGCCGACGUCUAAAUUCUCUCAAUCAACGUCUUUCGAUCUGAUUGUCAAAGUGUAUCCGGACGGAGUGAUGAGCAGCUAUUUGAACGACUUGGUGGUGGGCGAUAAUGUCGAGAUGCUAGGACCACAGGGACAAAUUGGGUACCCUGAAGCUGGCAUUGUGACCUAUGGAGGUCAACCGAAGCUGACCAAUGUACGUCACAUCGUGAUGGUUGCUGCUGGAACGGGCGUCACUCCGAUGAUGCAGCUUAUCCGUGCUGUUGUCGAGAACAGUAAGGACACGGCCACAGUUACGCUGGUGGACUGCAACCACUCGUUAGCGCACAUCAUUGCGCGCACGCAGUUGGAACCGCUAGCUAACAUGUUUUUAGAGCGGAUCAAGAUUCACCACAUUCUUCAUGAGGCCAGUGAAGACGAUUCUCGAGACUUGGGAUCGUUCCGAACCGGUAUGCGACUGGAUAAGGCGAUGCUGACUGAGUUACUACCAAAAGCGUCGCCCGAUGUGGCUGCCUUCCACUGUGGCCCACCAGCCUUUGACGAAGCUGUCAGUACAAUGCUGAAGGAUCUGGGCUUUAAGGAGAACCAGAUCUUCAUGUUCUAG
Peronospora farinosa is the source of this 1164-nucleotide messenger RNA. Lineage: Eukaryota; Oomycota; Peronosporomycetes; Peronosporales; Peronosporaceae. The record is from the annotation of a GenBank genome assembly.